Cydia amplana is the source of this 1692-nucleotide messenger RNA. Its product is annotated as zinc finger protein 25-like. The coding region runs from base 1 to 1626 and encodes 541 amino acids. Gene Ontology annotation, molecular function: DNA-binding transcription repressor activity, RNA polymerase II-specific; RNA polymerase II cis-regulatory region sequence-specific DNA binding. Gene Ontology annotation, biological process: regulation of transcription by RNA polymerase II. The record is from RefSeq and is a predicted model, not a curated record. Gene Ontology annotation, cellular component: nucleoplasm. NCBI's taxonomy places the organism in Eukaryota, Metazoa, Arthropoda, Insecta, Lepidoptera, Tortricidae. The transcript has 2 exons.
AUGGAACUGGAUGAAACCUGUAUCAAGACCGAGCCUGAGGAAUUGUGUGUAAAUAUUCAUCCCAGAAUAGUUUCUGUGAAAGAGGAGCCUUGCGAGGACAGUACAAAUGUUGAUACGAGCCACACAAACGCAUGGACAAAUUCUUGCACAACACAAGAGACUAAUGCAUGUUUGACAGAGUCUGGACUCUUUAUAAAAGAGCCCUUUAACAUGGACCGUAUGAGUGCUAAUACAAGUAAAGCAUGGGCCAAUCCUCAUGCUGAAGUCAAAGGAGAAACAGUGUGUGUAAGCGAGCCCAGAAUUGUGAAGGUGGAGCCCUUUAGCGACAACAAUACUCCAUCUACAAGCCAGGCAAUCACAGCGGCCAAUCCUUAUACCCAUGAAAAAGAAACAGAGUAUGUAACAGAGCCCAGAGUGAAGGUUGAGCCAUUGUGUGAUGAGAGUACUCAACCUUCUACAAGUCUAGCCACGGCCAAUGCUCCCCGUAAAGUAAAGGCAGAGGCAGAAUUAGUAACAAAGCCUGGUAUGCAUGUAAAAAAGGAGAUAGAAGAGGGUGAAAAUAUGUGUGCGAGUGAGACAACUGCGUGGGAUAAGCUUUAUGAGAAACAUGAGGUUAAGGAGGAGGUUGUGCUGAGUCCCGAAGCAAUCCACCGGCCUUAUGCUGCCUCUAAACAAAGAGAGAUGCAGACCAAAGCAGGGGAAAUGGCGCCAGAUGGGAACUGCCCUGACAAGCCAAAAUUACUUGAAAUAGGGCGUAGUCUUCAAAAUUACAUGUGCCCUCAAUGUGACUACACAACAGAUGACAAGAAGAGUUUAAGGACACAUUUAAACACUUUACACACUACAACAAUACUCCACAACUGCAAUCUCUGUAAUUACUCCACUCCUAGUAAAAUAUAUUUAAAACGUCAUCAAAACGUACAUACCAGGAAUAAAAGUUUUAAGUGUAAUUAUUGUGAUUUUUCGUGUCUAAGAAAAUCAGAUGUAAAAACGCACGAGACAACUCACACUGGAGAGAAACCCUUCAGAUGUAGCAAUUGCGAUUAUCAGUGCAAUCGGAAAGGAAGCUUACUCGUCCAUGAGAGGGCACACACAGGGGAGAAGCCUUAUCAGUGCAAACAAUGCGAUUACAAAUGUACUCGAAAAGAUAGCUUACAAAGACACCUGGUUCUGCACGAGAGUGAAAAACCGUUUGAAUGUACGCUCUGCGAUUUCAAGUCCUAUCAAAAAGCAAGUCUGCGAAUCCACCAAAUGAUACACACUGGAGAGAAGAGCUUUGCAUGUAGCUACUGCGAUUUUAUAUCCAGGCAUAAAUACACUCUACAGACUCAUGAGAUGAUACACACUGGGCAGAAACCAUUCGAGUGCAAGAACUGUGACUACAAGUGCAGGCGGAAAUCAGAUUUGCGAAAACACCAGACGACACAUUCGGAUGACAAGCCUUUCAAAUGCAGCGAAUGUGAUUACGUUUGCCGCCAAAAAUCAGACUUGCCCAAGCACCGGAAACGACACGCUAAAGAUAAACUGUUCCAAUGUAAUCACUGCGACUACAAGUGUAGUCGUAGUUUUGAUUUACGAAAACACCAGACUUUACACACGGAGGUGCAGCUAUUAAUGCAAAUGUGACCAUUGCAAUUAUGAAACUCUGCAUAAAUACGCUUUACAAAGACACCUGAGUACAUUGCACGUUGA